This is a messenger RNA of Salvelinus fontinalis (brook trout), 2009 nucleotides long. RefSeq names its product alpha-N-acetylgalactosaminide alpha-2,6-sialyltransferase 2-like. The transcript has 10 exons. The record is from RefSeq and is a predicted model, not a curated record. The coding region runs from base 442 to 1845 and encodes 467 amino acids. Gene Ontology annotation, molecular function: sialyltransferase activity. Lineage: Eukaryota; Metazoa; Chordata; Actinopteri; Salmoniformes; Salmonidae.
AACUAAACAGAACGAAAUGGGGCUGGACCUAGCUGAAUGUGUCAAAUAGAAACGCAAGUUUUCGUUGCAAAACAAAACUGUUUGGACUAAUGAUUACACCCCGUAGUAAAUGUUCCCUCUCUCCCAAUUGCCAGCAUCUGUUGCUCAUUUCACAAUAGUCCCGCCCAUGCUGUGUUGUGCUGUGCCGGCGCUCCGGUCUAUUAGUCAAAUAGUUCUUCUGGUUUAGAUGACUGUCUACUGUCGCUACUCUCCUACUAUGCAGACAGAUAACUGUCACUAAAGAAGACUCGUCACAGACUGUGGUAAGAGAGUCCCCAGAGUAGUGUGCACCUCCUUGGACUCAUUUUACAGUCAACUCAGCCCUUGUCUCUUUCCUCGUUGCUCCCCUGAAAACCCGAACAUCCUCCUCAGGACAUCGGUGACUCCCCACAUUCCUCCUCCAUGGAGGGUAUAGGGCACACACACAGGCUGCUCAGGCUCAGGGCCACGAUGACGGGCAUGGGGCUCCAGAGGAGGCUAGGGCUGUGCUUCCUGUGUGUCAGCUUCCUGCCAGUCAUCUACAUCAUCUGUCUGAACCUUGAGCUCACCUGGCACAUGGACAACCUGAACCUGGCACAAUUCCCUGGCAUCUGGUACACACGGGAACCCAACAGGUUACAUGACCCUCUUGUUGGCAAUACGCUGUUAGAUAGUAGUGACGAGCAGCACACCAGGAGCACACCACCAACACCUUUAAGUUUAAAGGUGCAGUCCACAUCCCCUGCCAGAAUCAGACCGUCAACAGAACCUGGAGCCAGGACUACCAAGGGCUCUGAUCUUAAAGCUACUCUCCUUAAGUCCGCCAAACCAACAGAGCCACCCUUCAUUGGCGACAGCUACUACAGUGAAGAUGCCCCACCUCAAACAGACUGUCCAGACAGUAUUCGCAGCAGGGUGCCCCAGACAGACUUUGGGGUAAGGUAUCUGGGCAGGAUCCCUGUGCUCCAGUGGGCCAAGCAUGCCACUCCAGAACAGUACCAGCGCCUCAGACGGUACCCAGGGACUCAUGGCUGGGCAAACGUCGACUUUAACACUCUGGUGUCGACCCUGUCUGUUCUCAACACGUCAGCCAACUGGCACAUGUUUGAUGACUGGGAUCGUCGUAGCAACGGCUCACGGUGUGUCCGCUGUGCUGUCGUGGGCAACGGAGGGAUCCUGAAGGAUUCAAAGAAAGGCCGGGAUAUCGACCAGCAUGACUACGUAUUCAGGACCAACGGAGCUGUCAUUGAAGGCUUUGAGCAGGAUGUGGGCUCCAGAACAUCCCUCUACACGUUCUCCACCAACACACUCCGUAACUCCAUGAGGAGCUAUGCCGGAGUGGGCUACAGAGGACCACCGCUCUCUGAGGAGACACGCUAUGUCUUCCUGCCAGACCAUGACAGGGAUUAUCUGCUGAUGAAAGCAGCCGCCACACACACUCCAGUAGAAAGAGGACCAGAGAGGAGCAAAACACCUCCCACAUACUUUGGAGGAAAUGUGACUGUAGAAAAGUUGAAAAUGUACCAUCCUGAUUUCAUACGCUACAUCAGAAACAGGUUCCUCCGGGCCCAUGCCAUGCAGACCAAAUACAAGGACAUCUACCGUCCAUCAACAGGUGCUGUGAUGCUGCUGGCUGCGAUACACACCUGUGACCAGGUGAGCGCGUACGGCUUCAUGACUCCAGACUAUGUGAAAUACUCUGAUCACUACUUCGACCGCCAAUAUCAACCAGUGGGUUUCUUCAUCAACCAUGACAUGAGGAUGGAGAUGACUCUAUGGCAACAGCUCCACCAUGCAGGCCUCAUCACUCUCUACAUGCGCCAGUGAACUCAGGAAAUAACUCAAGGUUGCUAUGGCAACGGCCACCUCCUCUAGGAUAAAAAAAUAGUCAUAAACUGUAUAUUUAUAUAUAUUACUGAACAAAAAAAAUAUAAACCCAACAUGUUAAGUGUUGGUUUUAUGAGCUGAAAUAAAACAUCCCAGAAAUGUUC